AUGGAUCUUCAGAAGUCCUUUUUUCUAUCGAAUUCUCCUAAUAAAGCCAAAGAUAAUUCCUAUCUCAAGAGAUACAAGGAAACUCGCAGAAAUAAGGUGUAGGGUUCCUCUAUGGCUGUGACUAAUCAUGAAAGUGGUGGGAUGAGUCCUGAGCUUCCUAGUAUAUUCAGAUAGCCAAAAUCAGAAUUAAAAGGCCAACCAACAUUAGAUAGGAUAGACUAAUAGUUGAAUCUAACAUCUAAAAGUCAUUUGGGUCAUAUCAACACCACUACGAAUAGAGUUUGGAGAGAACAGCCAAUAACUAUCUUGAACUUCGGAGAUGGGUAAAUGAUGCAGAAUCGCACUUAGCUAGCCUACUAUGACAAGUAGAAGAGUACUGGAGAUCAUUAAAAAGGAAGCGUAUCUCCUGGCUUGUAUAAUACAUUUGACUAGUCAUCAUUAGAAAGCCUAAAGCUACAUUAAGAUCUGUAAAAAAGCAUUCAUAUUAUGGAAACUUCAAGUAAAUUCCUCCCAUUGCACCGACAGAAAUCUUUGAAAAAGUUGGGUAGAAAUAAGAAUAAUGUCGCUAAUGAUAACAUCCUAAGAAACGAAAGCCCAAGCAAGUUAAGCCUGGAACGGAAAAAGGCCAUUAACGAUAUUAGGAUAACAGAUGAGGAUGCAGAAGUUAGCGAGAAUUUCUUUAAACAUAGAAAGGAGUUUAGUUUUGAUGAAUAGGUAACUUCGAGAAGAGUGGUAAAGUAAAACUAUCAUAAAAUUGGAGAUAUUCAUGUAAUUCCAAAGAAUUCACUUAGAGCUAGUGAAGUAUUCACUGAUUAUGUACAUAGUCCAAUGACAAAGGAAAGAUAAAGAGAGGAACAAUUUGUAGAUCAUCAUUAAAUCUAAGCGUAAAUAGAUCUUGAAAGACAAAGAGCCGCGUCUAUUCUAUCAGAUAGGAAUGAUAGGAAUAAAUCUUAGAAUCAAAAUUACUCAACUCUAAGCAACUUUUUUCUUAGUGGGAUGUAGAUUGAGGUUAAGGUUAACUAGAAUGAGAAAAAAGCAGAGAAAUUGGAAACAUCUAAUUUUAUUUCACAUAAGAAUACAAACAGUCUAAUUAAAGCAAAGAAGCUAGAACCUCUAAGUCUGACACAGAGCAAAUUUGCCAUGAGACCUGAGGAAAGUAAAUCUCUGACAUAGAAAGCUGAGCUACUUAGAAAGAUUCAGGAUUCAGUGGAUAAACUAUAAGAACUUAAUAGUUAGGCAAUGUACACCAGAGGCUCUAAGAGAUUGAAGAAGCUUAAUAAAUAAACUAACAAUAGGAAUACUCAGAUUUGA
Stylonychia lemnae is the source of this 1311-nucleotide messenger RNA. NCBI's taxonomy places the organism in Eukaryota, Ciliophora, Spirotrichea, Sporadotrichida, Oxytrichidae. The record is from the annotation of a GenBank genome assembly.